This is a messenger RNA of Trichosurus vulpecula (common brushtail), 4919 nucleotides long. It is a transcript of the gene ADNP2, whose product is annotated as ADNP homeobox 2. Gene Ontology annotation, biological process: regulation of gene expression. Gene Ontology annotation, cellular component: nucleus. The record is from RefSeq and is a predicted model, not a curated record. Lineage: Eukaryota; Metazoa; Chordata; Mammalia; Diprotodontia; Phalangeridae. The coding region runs from base 96 to 3356 and encodes 1086 amino acids. Gene Ontology annotation, molecular function: DNA binding. The transcript has 4 exons.
CUGGAUGGUACUGUGAGGGGCGGAGGAGGAGGCGGCUACGGCGGCGGGAGGAGGAGGAAAAGAGCUCCCUCUUCAGCGCUGAGCGGAAAGUCACAAUGUUUCAAAUUCCUGUUGAAAAUCUUGACAAUAUUAGGAAGGUUCGGAAAAAAGUGAAGGGCAUUCUUGUGGAUAUUGGCCUUGAUAGCUGCAAGGAAUUAUUAAAGGACCUUAAAGGUUAUGAUCCUGGAGAGAAAUAUUUUUACAAUACGUCAUGGGAAGAUGUUUCCCCUUGGGAAUCUUCAGGAAAAAGAAAGAGAUAUCGAACAAAGCCGUACUGUUGUAGCCUAUGCAAGUAUUCCACAAAGCUACUUUCUUCGUUGAAAAAUCAUUUGCAUCGUUACCAUGAAGAUGAAAUUGACCAAGAGCUUGUGGUUCCUUGCUCAAAAUGUGUUUUUGCCUCUCAGCCCAAAGUUGUGGAAAAACACUUUCGGAUGUUUCAUUCUUCUCAUCGGAAAAUGCAGAAUUACACCAUGAAUAUUUUAGACGACUCUAAACCAUCCAGGGGUGAUGUGAUAAACUUCACAUGCUUAAAAUGUCACUUUACAAACACUUUGUACUACAGCAUGAAGAAGCAUGUACUAAUAGCACAUUUUAAUUACUUGAUUACCUCAUACUUUGGCAUGAGAACUGAUGAAAUUCCUGAGCAAGUGAAAAAUGACAACACUUCACCUGCCAGUGCGAUUUCAUCUCUGGACAAGUACUAUUGUAAAAAAUGUAACAUAGGUGCCAGCAGCCUGGAUGCUUUAAUGUAUCAUAUUUUGACAUCAGACACACACAGAGAUCUGGAAAAUAGGCUCAGAUCUGUGAUUUCAGAACAUAUUAGGAAAACAGGACUUCUGAAGCAAAUGCACAUUGCUCCUAAACUUUCUGCAAAUAUGGCCAUGUCUCCUUUAACUAGCAACAGUGCUCCAGCACUAGCAUCUCCUGCUUCCACUUGCAUUCAGCUUGCCUUGCCACAGAAUAAUCAAAACCAAACUCUGGUACAGUCACAGGCGGUAACUGUGGCCUCAAGUGCCUCUGGGACUCUUACCCAUAAUGCCCCUGCUGCUGCCCAAUCACACGUAACUCUUGUAUCCAGUCCUUUGCCAGUGGGCCAGAAUAAUAUUACUCUUCAGGCAUCUGUUCCUCAGCCUGUUUUUGUUUCUCGUGGCCUCCCACUUAAACAACCUGUGAAUCCUACAGUUCUUCCCUUAAACCAACCAGUUGGAUCUGUCAAUAAGUCUGUUGGAGCAGGGGUUCUACCUAUAAAUCAGACCAUUCACCCAGGACUUUUGCCCCUUAAUCAGCCUGUUGGACCCAUAAAUAGACCUGUUGGACCUGGAGUUCUUCCCAUAAAUAGACCCAUUGCUCCUAAUGUGCUUCCUGUUAAUCAGCCCGUUGCAUCAGGUGUCAUCCAAGCAGUUCCACCAGGGAUGAUCUCUAUGGGCCAGACAGUCCCAUCAGGGGUACUUCCUGUGGGCCAAGCUGUCCCAUCAGGGGUACUUCCUGUGGGUCAAGCAGUCCCAUCAGGUGUUCUGCCCGUGGGCCAGACAGUACCAUCAGGGGUCCUUCAGCUCAAUCAGUCUGUUAUGUCAGGGGUUCUUCCUGUUGGCCAGGCAGUGAGACCUGGAGUACUCCAUCUUAAUCAACCAGUUACACCAGGUGUUCUACCUGUCAAUCAGCCAAUCAGACCUAGUAUCUCCCAAAAUGCCGCUUUCCUAACUGCAGGCUCUAUCCUUAGACAGUUAAUACCAACAGGAAAACAAGUUAAUGGGAUACCUACAUAUACCCUAGCACCAGUUUCAGUUACAUUGCCUGUACCACCUGGUGGUGUGGCAAAUGUUACACCACCACAGAUGCCAAUUCAGCUCAUGCAGUCUAGCGCAGCUACACAGAUAUCUCAUUCCCCAGCUGGUGCACCCUCUCCUCCAGUAGUGAUAAGCACUUCUCAAAAUAUGAUUGUCCAGGCAUCUUCAUCUACUCCAGAAACAAGCCAAGCUCCUAAUCUCAAACAAGCUAAACAGUGGAAAACCUGCCCAGUUUGCAAUGAACUCUUUCCAUCCAAUGUCUACCAAGUGCACAUGGAAGUGGCUCAUAAACACGAUGGAUCAAGGUCCAGUGAAAAACUUGAGCCUGAAAAACUUGCAGCAUGUGCACCAUUUUUAAGAUGGAAAGACAAAACUCUUCGCUGUCUCUCUUGUAAAUGUUUCAUAUCAGAAGAAGAACUUAUGCGUCAUUUAUUAAUGGAUGGUUUGGGGUGUUUAUUUUGUCCAUGCACUUUCCACAAUAUUAAAAGUCUUUCAGAUCAUAAUAGGACUGUUCACCUUGGAAAGAAGAGAUUAUCUGUGGAUUAUAGCAACAGAGGUUUCCAGUUAGAUAAUGAUGCUAAUGGUGACUUAAUAUUUCCUCAUAUUGAUUUAAUUACCAUGUUGCCAAAGGAAGAACUUGGAGAAAGGGAAGUUUAUUUGGCAAUACUAGCUGGAAUGUCUUCCAAGACACUUGUACCACUCUAUAUUAAAGUAAGGCCACAGACUCUUGAGGACCAUAGCAAUCCUGGAAAACAAGUCAGCACCUGUCCUUUUUGUCUUUGUACCUUUGUGACCACAGAAACAUACGAAAUCCAUUUAAAGGAAAGACAUCAUGUCAUGCCAACUGUACAUACAUUUUUAAAGUCUCCUGCUUUCAAGUGCAUCCAUUGCUGUGGGGUAUAUACUGGAAAAAUGACAAUGACUGCAAUUACUGUACAUUUGUUAAGAUGCAGGAGUGCUCCCAAAGUUAGUAGUUCAGAUCUUCAGAUCCAGCCUGAUCUUAGCGAAAAAGAACUUCCACUAGUGAAUGGUGAGAUACAUGAUUCUGUUUUUCCUGUCAAAAGAAAACUUUGUGAUCCCUAUUCUGGGGCAGAGGACCAAAGGGAUAAAGAGGAGUCUCUUAUCAUAGAUAAUGACAUCACUUCUGUUUCUGAAAAAGCAGUGAAUGUGCCUUCUAAAAAACAAAAGAAUGAAAACAGGACUGAAGGUCCACUAAUAAAUGAUGAUGCUCUUCAUAUGCUAGCACUAAAUCCCCAGAAGUACGAAGAUCGUUCAUAUGAAGAGAAAAAGCAGUUCCUUAAAGAUUAUUUCCAUAAGAGACCAUAUCCUAGCAAAAGAGAGAUAGAACUAUUAUCAUCCCUUCUCUGCGUGUGGAAAAUUGAUGUUGCAUCAUUUUUUGGGAAAAGAAGAUAUACAUGCCUAAGAGCAAUAAAAAAUUACAAACCUUCUGUGCUUUUGGGCUUUGAUAUGUCAGAACUGAAAAAUGUUAAGCACAGAUUACACUUUGAGUAUGAAACACAAACCUUGUAAAAAAAGCUAUUUAAGAACUCACAAAUACAAAGCAAUCAAAAGGCUAGUUUUUAAUUUAGUGUGGUUUUGGGGGGGCACUUUGAUUUUAAGUUACAGUGUAAUGACCUCAUCAAUUACAGUGGUCUUACACUGCAUCUCUAGAUAUUUCUGGGCACACGGUAUGAGUAGUUCUUAUUUUAUUUUGUGGAGGUCAUUGUUUUUCCAUUUCCUGUAAAUUAAAUCUCUUAUAUUUUAUACAUGCUUGUUUACCCAAUAGUGUUAAGAUAUUUAGAAACCUAAACCACAUUGUUUUUGUUCUGUUUUUCCCCCAUUUUUGCAUCCAUCCCAGUAGUUAGUGUUCUUUUAGUGGUGAAUGGUACAGCAAACUUUUUCUUAGAGACAGUAGAAGUGGUAAGUAAAAAUCCAGUGAUGCAUAUGGCACAGUGAUGGUGUGCUGCAUUUAACUUUUGCUAAUUUCUCCUUUGUAAAAUGCCUGUACGGUGACUGAUUUAUAAUUUUUCAGAUGUGCUUUUAUAUUUUAUAAAAAUCAGAAAGUUUCAUUUAUGAAAUGUUUGCCCAAAUCCAAAAUUUGGUAUGUGGUAUAUAGUUUAUAUUAAAAAAGCAUCAUUAUUACCAAAAAUGAAGUACUGUGCUCUAGUUACCAGAAAUACAUUUCAGAAUAAGUUUUCCUUUUUUGACAUUACUUUCCAUGCAGAGAGAUAAAGGAGUACCUUCUUAGUGCCUUUUAAUCAGUGAGAAAUUUGGAAUACCUGAAGAGUUUUCCUUGACCCCUUAAUUUGCUCAGAAACUGCCCAGAAGGGCACAAGGAAAUUUUUUCAAGAUAAGGAAAUAGGAAUGUACAUGUUUUACCACUUGGUGGUUACUAAUUAAUAUCCAGGUCAGUGUAGUGGUGACAUGCUGACUACGUAAGAUUUUCAGUGGAUCUAGUAGAAUUAAACCAGGCCUAAUGGCCCCAUCUGUCAGCAGCUAGUACAUUAAAAUUUACUAGAGUGCCGGAAUUUCCUUCACAUUGAAAAAUGGAAGGAUAAAACUGUUUGGUUUAGUAUGUCAUUAUACUGAUGUUUAAUUAUAUGGUCUUUAUUCUGUUACACUUUGGCUAUAAAUGGAGAUCUUUGGAUAUCAGCUAGAAUCUUUUGCAAAUCUAAAAUCAUUUAAAUGAGCUGGAUCCAGUAACAAAGUAUCCAGUCUGGUCAUUAAGUCUGUUGUAUUGUUCAAAAUCUGGGCGGGGGUUGGGGGUGGUGGAGGAAGAAAACUGGCAUCUUUCUGGUUGCUCUUUAUUGAAAGGGGUAGGUCUUAAAACUCAUGAUGGAAAAGUUGGGAUGCUCUAUGGAGAACUUGGGUCCUAUUAUUCAGUGGAACUUUCUACAUAAUAUUUUUGGGAUAAUACUGCAUGCAACUGCGUCUUUUGAAGCAAUUGUGUAAUUGGAUUGUGAUUCUUGAUGUACUCUCCUAUUGUAAACUUCAAAGAAGAAGCUUGCUGAACUUUUCCCAUUUAAAAUUUUUUUAUAAAUUGUUUUCAAAAUGUCUAUUUUGAAUUAAAGCUCCAUAUUUUCCUAUUGAAAA